Daphnia carinata is the source of this 3485-nucleotide messenger RNA. Its product is annotated as GTPase-activating Rap/Ran-GAP domain-like protein 3. NCBI's taxonomy places the organism in Eukaryota, Metazoa, Arthropoda, Branchiopoda, Diplostraca, Daphniidae. Gene Ontology annotation, biological process: activation of GTPase activity; regulation of small GTPase mediated signal transduction. Gene Ontology annotation, molecular function: GTPase activator activity. Gene Ontology annotation, cellular component: cytoplasm. The record is from RefSeq and is a predicted model, not a curated record.
AAAUGUCGUCUUUUUCUUCGUGCUCUUCGCCGUUGUUGCUUUUUAAGAGCAAAUCUUUCCGUCGACCUCGUAACACAUCGGGCUCGCCAACGAGAACGUUGGGUUCUCCGGACGGUGCGGCCGCCAGCAGAGGCCCGGGACCUUCGUCGUUGUCGUCGUCGUCGUCGGAAUGCGAUCCGCCGCACAGGUUGCGACGCGUCUUUACCACUCACGCGUGCCGCAGGCGUCCGGCCGAGGUGAAAUCGUUGGGCCCCAUUGCCGGCCACGCGUCGCCCAUCCAAUUUCGGCGGAUGACUUCGCUGAUGAAGAAACCGCUGGGCAUUGCUCACUCGGUACCUCUCGGCGUACCGUUGAACUUCAACAGUUCGUCGUCGUCGGACCUGGUCUCUCGGCGAGGAGCAUUCAGCCGGCGCCAUUACGGAUCGGUGGAACUGCUGCCACAAACCGAAACGGAAAGCGGGGAUUCGAUGAAGUGCCGUCGAUUUCGACUGGAGAACGGUGAAGGAGUCGGAGACAGAGAUGAAGUCUACAACUCACCGACGACGCCCGUCCUGGAGAACCCGGAGUACCAGACGCGCUGGUAUUUCAAAUAUUUCCUUGGCAAACUGCACCAGAUUUACGUCGGCACGGACCACGAGAAACAGCCGUUCUUCCUCUCCGUCGUCCUCACCGAUUCCAACAAUCAGGGAGCACCGCAAUACAAGGCCAUCCUCUGGAAGAAAACGGGAGCUCAGAAAAUCUAUCUGCCGCACACGCCCGGUCGGCCAUUGAACGUCAAACAGAUAUUGAGCAAUUUCCAGAACAUGGACCGUCUAGAAAAGAGCCCCAAAGAGGUUGUUUCUCCUGAACUACAAAAGAGCUUAUUGCUGUUGGAAGAACAAGAAGGUUCGGUCAAUUUCAAAUUCGGUGUCCUUUACGCCAAAGCUGGACAAGCCUCCGACGAUGAAAUGUUUAGCAAUGAGCGCGGCAGCAAAGAGUUCGAACGUUUCCUGGCCAUCCUGGGCAACAAGAUCCGUCUCAAAGGCUGGGACAAGUACCGCGGCGGCCUCGAUGUCAAAGGGGACAUGACGGGGGCCUAUUCGGUGCACACCAUCUACGAAGGGCACGAGAUCAUGUUCCACGUCUCAACGCUGCUGCCCUACUCCAAAGAUAACAAGCAACAAUUGGAGAGGAAAAGGCACAUCGGCAACGACAUCGUCAACAUCGUCUUCCUCGACGGCACGCCCGAAGAGAUGGCCGCCUUCUCUCCCAACUGCAUCAAAUCUCAAUUUACACAUAUCUUUGCAUUGGUGACGUAUUUGCCGGGCGAGGACGCCUACCGGUUCCACAUUUAUUCGGAAGAGUCGGUGCCCCUUUUCGGUCCAUCGUUGCCAUCGCCGCCCAUCUUCCCCAAAGUGCCCGAUUUCCGUGAAUUUCUACUCGUCAAACUCAUUAAUGGCGAAAAGGCCGCGUUCAACACGCCCAUCUUUUCGCAGAAACGCGAACGCACGCUGGACAUGCUCAUCAGGGACAUGUACGCAGAGGUUAUGACAGAACAUCGUGGGAGCCUACAAAGAAGAGCGCUGAGCGAAGUGCUGCCGGAAGGUGGUCGGAGUUCGCGACGGCGAGAAGAGGCCCGUCAGGUGGAGUUUGUCCGAGUCGGCCAAGCCCUGAAACUGGACACGAUCGUUAAAGGGGACGCGCCCACCAGUCUGGCCAAUACCGGACUCUUCCGACGUUCGCCUUGGGAGCCGCAGUGCUUCUAUCCGGAUUUCCACUACGAGAUCAUCUGCGGCGACUCGUGGUCCGAUCACCGUCUCAUCUUGGCCACCGAAUCGGGCGUCUUUGUCGUCGAAGAGGGAGGUACCUGUCGCAUGAUAUUCGACAAGUCGGUUCAGAUCAAACAGCUGACUGUCGUCGAAGCUCACGGCAUCCUGUUGGUGCGCACCGAUCGCGGAAGAGACAGCCGCAUGCACGUUUUCCGCUUGUCCAGCUUCGAAUCGGACGCCUGCGGAUCAGAACCGGCCGCUUUCAGCCGCCAGCAUUUGAAAGAGCAGCGUCUGGAACGAACAAAAGGCACCCACCUGUACGCUGUUUCCAGACUGGGCGGAUCUCAUCUUCGGAUGGCGGUAGCUGUCGGUAAAAAAAUCCUUUUACUUCAAUGGCGCCAUUCGGCAGCCUGGACGGCCUGGUGUCCGACCAGCGAUACAGACACAGUCGAAGGCUUUCAAUAUUUAAGGGAGUUCCAGGUGAGCGAGUCGCCGUUGGUGCUGACGCUCAUCGAUUCCGGCAAUUGCUACUCGGCCGGCGGCCAAGGUGAAAAUCAAAUUUGCGUCGGCUACCGGCACCAAUUCGACAUGAUUAACGAGCGGACCAGCGAAACGAGACGAUUCUACAAUGUCGAAGGCAAAUGGGCCCAUCUGGUGGCCGCCAUCGACGUCUACGAGGACGAAGAACCCGAAUUGCUCCUCUGUUUCAACAAUACGUGCCAUUUUCAAAAAUUGGACGAAAUCAAUGCGUCCAGUGAACACGAUUUUCAUUGGAAUUCUGUGCCCGAAAGUAUAGUGUGCGCGUUCCCGUACAUUUUGGCUUUUACGGCCGAUUCGAUCGAAGUCCGACUGGUCAUCAACGGGAAUUUGAUCCAGGCGAUGGUGAUGCCCAGGUUGUCGCUCAUCACCUCCAAGAGCGACGUCUUCUUCGCCACGACGGCGCCAGAGUUCUUCAGCCUGCGAGGUACACGCAUGGAUCGCAUGGAUCACAAGGACUCGUCUCCGCCCACGUCGCCUCACUCUUCACCUGAUGGCAAACCCUUCCGGCUGUAUCGGAUCCAAUUGAACAAUCUCGGUGGCGGAUCGGCGAAUAAUUGCACAGCGACGCCCGUCUCCACCACGCCCAUUCCAGCCAGAAAUAUGAGCCGAAGGUAUCUAAUGGAUGACGUUACGGCGUCACCGCCUCCGGCCGGUCGGGGCGGUGUGUCUCGAAUGGCGCGAUUGAACAGCCGAAAAGAUUUGCGCAUCCGGCUGGAACAGCAAGGUGGAAGCGGAGGAGCCGGAAGUAAUCCAGGAAGUCCCGGGGCGAGUUCCAACAGCUCGCGAGGUGCCGGAAGUGGGACGGGAUUUAGCCGGAGCUGCACGGCGUCGCCAACGACGGGGUCGACGUCACCCAACGCGCCGUCGUCGCCGCGCUCGUCGUGUUCCGGCUCGCCGAAAACGCGACCGCCGCAAGGCAACGCGGGACUCGGGAGCCGGAAACUGAGCCUGAUGGCCGAGGAGCUGGAAGGUAUGCGUCACGUCUAUCUGAGCCCACCGCCCAGCCCAAAACUCUUCUUCAACAUCAAUCCGCAGAAUACGUGGGAGGCUUUCAAAUAGUUUUCUUUUUCAACAUUUCUUAUCGUUCCAGGCUAAGACACAAAAACAGUCUGUCUCGUUCUUGAAAACGAGAAGAUAAACCACCCCUCUCGGAAACUUCACUUAUGUUUUGUCGUUUGUUUUUUUUUUUUUUUUUAA